AUGGCGGAUACGAAGACUUCGGUUGUCAUCAAAUACUCCAAACCGGGAGCUGCCCCACCGAUAUAUCUUGCUGGUUCCUUUCCUGAAUCAGUAUGGCAGCCCCAGGAGAUGGAUUAUACAAAUGAUUCGGAUCAUUAUGUAUUCUCCAAGGCAGUCGAGGUGGAACAGGGAAAAGAAUAUCAAUAUAAAUUCAGGAUUGGUAAUGGGGAUUGGUGGAUGUCGGAUGAAGAUGCACCAACUGUUACCGAUGAGGGUGGGAACCAGAAUAAUCUUCUCACAGUUCCAAUCAUACCUCCUUCACCAUCCAAAUCCACCUCCAACGAAAAAUCACAUGAAGAAAAUUCAACUCCUCGCACAUUACCUGACUUUGACACGAAGCCAUCAACAAUGGAAACUGUUAUAGAGCCAACUCAGCAUACUGAGUCCGAGGAAAAGCUUUCUGAGAGCCCACAUCCAAAGGCAGAUACAUUAGCAGACUCCCCGUUGGACCAUGGUGCCGAAGUCAAGCCAGAAAAAGCUGAAGAGACACAUGACGCAUCCCCACUUGUUGCUGAAGUCGACCAAGCAGUUAAGCCAGAAAGUGAAGCUCCUGCGGAAAAGCUUGAUCUGUCAAGCGUGCCAGUGGAAGAGCUCGAAGUCUCUACGGCAGGAAUUGAUGAACCUGAAAUCCUGGAAUCGCAUGCUCAUACAGAAACUGAGGAUUCUAAGAAGACAGAGGUUCGUGGCUUGCAACCAGAUUCAUCAGCUCAAGAAGCUAGUGAGGUAGCCAAGGAAUCUCCUGCUAGCGACAGCAAUGUGUUGGAACCUGAAGAAGUCACACGUAAAGACGAUGACGGACUCCAUGCCGAGACUGAAUCGAAGAAGGAUGAAGCUGUUAAAUUGGAAGAAUCCAUUCCAGUCACCUCUGAAAACUCAGAUUUGAACGAAAAACAGGCUGUUGGUGAGAGUGAAGUAAAAGAAGAGGCUGGUGCGAACAAGGAUGAAGUCCUCGAACACCAAGAAGAUCCCGUCCAUGUUACCAGUAAGGAACCAGAAUCGGAGCAAGAACCACAAGCUAGCGAGCAUGAGGCAAAAGAAGAGACCGUACUUACUCACAUGGAGGAACCAACAUCAAAGCCAGAACUACAUGCUAGCGAGGGAGAAUCAAAGGAAGAAACUGGCUUGGCGGUUAGUGACGCGAAAGUGGAGGAAAAGCUCACCCAUGAGCCUGAGACAAGCAACUCCGAAAACCCCAUCUCACAUUCUCCGCUCGCCGAUGAAAGCACUGAAAAUGUAGCCGAGGAACCCAAGAAGGAAGAACCCCAGAACCCUGAGGUUCCCGCUUCUAACACAAUUUCCAAUGAAAGCAUUGAAAGUACGGCAGAAAGCUUUAGCCCAGCGGAACAAGUUGUUGAAGAGAAAAUUGACGAUGCACCUAAACAAGAGCACACGAUCUCGGAACCUAUUGUAAGUGAGGAAUCAACCGAAGUCGAAAUUACCACCUCUGUCAGUCCAAGUCAACAAGAUGUUAGCUCCAAAGCAAAUAAUGUGGAGGGAACUUCCACAAUCGAACUACCAGCUGAUGAGGCGGUCGUACUACCAGAAGCAAAUAAUGAUACCAAGCCUGCCGGCGGAGAAAGCCACGACCAGGAAACUGUCGAACAGGAUGAAUUCAAUGAGCCCGUUGACAGUACCAAGAGCAUUGCAAAGGACGACGAGCAGCCCAGCAUCUCAACUGAAGUUGUAUCGGCGCCCAUGGUAACUGUCGAAAAGAUUGAUUCUGAACCGCGCCUUGGCGACGAUUUCGGAAGUACCGCAACAUUUGCUCAAAAGGACGCACAUAUUUUACAUGCCCAGGAUGCUGUACCUGAUCAUGUCACCAUCAGACAACAAUCAACUACACCAGACCUUGCUAAUGUUGCUGCUGAGGUUGCAGACUCUGCUGCAUUACUUGAUGAAACACCACCAACUCCUCCCAUGUCUGAUAAAGAUGCUGGUAAGAUUGGCUAUAGACGUCUUUCGAAUACUCCGAUUCCUGAAGUCGCAGACACUGCUGCGGAGGUUGCUGAUUCUGCAGCUCUCGUAGAUGAAAACUAUAAACCCGAUGCAAUUGACCUGCCAAGCCCUCAGCCAGAUUCACUCUUACAGAGCUUCAAUGGCUUAGAUCGUGAUUUGGACAUCGAAACGCCAUUUGAGGAGCGGGCGCCACUUUUUGCACACGAGUGUAAUGGACCUCCUACCACAGAAGAGCGGCUAGAGUACGAGAGUACUCAGAAUCGAUCGGCAGCGCCAGAACCGAUGUUUCAAGAGUUCGAUCCAAAUGAUCCUAGCCUCGAACCAUUUCCCAACAAUUUCAAUCAGAUACUGCAACAUGUGAGAAGACUCUCAAAUCAACUGAGCGAAGACCAAACAGACGUUGAUGGAGUUUCGGUUACACCUGUUGCAAAUGGCAAUAAUCAUACAAAUGGCGAUCUACUAACACCAUCACCUCGAUCUCUUGCGCAAGAAAGCUCUCCAUCUUUGCUUCCAAUCGUGGAGGAGAAUGCGGAGGGUGAACCGGAAUCCAAACUAACUGCUCUACCGCCUAGUGUGGAAAAAUCCCAAAGUGAUGGUAACAUAUCGGAUGAACAGAAAAUAGACGCAGCUGAACAGAAGAGUGAAUUGAACGACGACAAGGCUUCGGACAGGGCUGCCCAAGAACCAUCUCAACUGCCAACCAUCACAACUCCUCGAAGCUCAUCGCCUCAGCCUCAAGCCAUGACACUUACCGAAGCUUCUAGCAAGCUUCAUCCAGUCCUACCAGCUUUACCCCCGACUCCUUUUGUCGAAAACAAAUCGCUUAACCUCACUGAAAGCCUUCAGGUUACUCCUAAUGCAGAAACCGACAAGGAUAGCCCAAGUAUUACGGUCCAGCCGGCAACUCCAGCCGAGAGUGUGCAUGCAAAGGUCAACAAACCUGUUUCUCAAGAGAAUGCCGCCAAAACCACCUCGUUCGCUGAAGAGAAUGGUGAUUCCCAAUUAAGAGCUCGUAAACAACCGACAUCUAGUGCACCGGACAGAUCCAUCACGCCUUCUUCUAUGCGCUCGGCCGGAGAUGACGCCAAAUCCCGCAACUUCCUUCGAGCAUUCUUCCAAGUAGUAUUCGUGGAUUGGAUUGGAGGACUGAUUAGAAAAUUAUGUGGUGGCGGACGUCACACGCUUGUAGCCGUGCCCGCAGUUCUCAUCGUCGUUACUGCGCCCGUCCUGUACUUGACUGGCCUGGCCAAUUUUGGGUUUGGUUCUUAG
Sclerotinia sclerotiorum 1980 UF-70 is the source of this 3264-nucleotide messenger RNA. RefSeq lists its product as hypothetical. The transcript is spliced from 4 exons. The coding region runs from base 1 to 3264 and encodes 1087 amino acids. NCBI's taxonomy places the organism in Eukaryota, Fungi, Ascomycota, Leotiomycetes, Helotiales, Sclerotiniaceae. The record is from RefSeq and is a predicted model, not a curated record.